UGCAGAUUAUGAUCUAUCUAAAGAUCACAAAAUUUUCAUGAACCUUCUGCUAAAAAGAAACUUGGACGUGUUCGGGAAUGAAGUGAGUAUCACGGAUAGGAUUAGCGACCAUCCAAAUUCCAGGCAGGCCAGUUUUGAAAAACGGAGCGCCUAAAAAUUUAACGAGCUAGUGGACUGCGUCGCUCUUCAAAUUCACCCGACUAGUUCGGUCAUAACGCAUGGUCAUAAACUAGAAACCGGAUUGGUAUCGCGUGAGGAGGCAGUUCCCGGGAGUAGCACCGCCGGACGCUCGGGCCGAUCGCCAGGAAGUUGGGGGCGAUGUUGCGCGGAGUUUCUUCACUCCUUAAAAUCUCUUCUUCCUCACGGUUCUCUACUUUGGCUGAGGAUGGGAAAGUAAGCAGGCUUGGCAUUUAUGGCCGUAGAGCUGUUAAAGUGGUGCUAAUUAGUCUUACUGGUGGAUUUGCCUUGAGUGCAUUUGAUGACUUGGCAAUUUAUCAUGGUUGUAGCAGUAAGGCUAUAGAGAAGGCCAGUGAAAAUCAGAAAAUCAAGGAAGCCAUUGGAGAGCCAAUUGUCAGAGGUCCUUGGUACAAUGCAUCACUUGCCGUUGCCCAUAGACGGCAUUCGGUAUCUUGCACUUUCCCUGUGUCAGGGCCAAAAGGAAGUGGCAUAUUUCAGCUGAAGGCUGUCCGUCAUGGAGACAGCAGGUUGUUUACGUUUUUUGGCCACCAAGACUGGGACAUUCUAAUAAUGGAAGCACUUAUCCAUGUUCCUGGAGAUGACGAACAGCAGCAGACAUUUCGAAUCAGUCUCACUAAUCCUUCACCCGAUACGCAUGUAGACUGCCAGCCAUGUAUGCCUCAAGCUUCCAAUACUGAAAACAAGUGACAUUUACAUCAGCUGCAUUGGUAUGACGUAUUAUGUUCUGCCUAAUGCCAUAUACAUAGUCUAUGGGCUUUGUGAGCCCGUUAAUUUUAAGUGUUCGUAUUCAGGUUCACCUUAUUUCUGGUGAAAAAAUUAUAAACCCUGGCAUCAUUUUGCUGCCCAUUUAUCCCGUCUUUCCAUUAAAACACUUUUUGUUCCCGAUACUUUUAUGAAUAAGAGAAUGAAAAAUGUGACCUGCGGUAUCUA
Nymphaea colorata (pocket water lily) is the source of this 1128-nucleotide messenger RNA. RefSeq lists its product as uncharacterized. The record is from RefSeq and is a predicted model, not a curated record. The coding region runs from base 319 to 885 and encodes 188 amino acids. Lineage: Eukaryota; Viridiplantae; Streptophyta; Magnoliopsida; Nymphaeales; Nymphaeaceae. The transcript has 5 exons.